AUGCUGCUGCUGCUCCACAUUGCCUUUUCCCUGCCCCCUGGGGCUCACGCUGGGGAGAUCAUCGGGGGACAGGAAGCCCGGCCUCACUCCAGACCCUACAUGGCUUUCGUGAAGAUAGAGAAAGGAGGAAAUCAAAGAAGCAAGUGUGGAGGGUUCCUGAUUCGGGAGGAUGUGGUGGUAACGGCGGCUCAUUGUAACUGCAACCUGGGCAACAUCAUUGUGCUGUUGUGGGCCCACAAUGUUGCCAUACAUGAACUGGGAAGGCAGGAGAUCCUUGUACAUCGUCGAAUCCCCCACCCAGAAUUCAAUGACGCCACGUUUGAAAAUGACCUCACACUGCUGCAGCUGAGGAAGAAGGCCAAGCUGACACAGACUGUGGGCACCAUCCCCUUGGCCCAGAAGGGGGUGAGAGAGGGGGCUGUGUGCUCCGUGACCGGCUGGGGCCUGACUAGUACUGAGGCAAAUACCCGGGCCUCCCCAACCCUGCAGGAGGUGGAACUGACGGUCAUGGGCAAGGGCGUGUGUCUGUCUCGGCCGUAUCUGCGCUAUGCCCUGUCCAGGAUGCUGUGCGUGGGGGAUCCCCAGGAGAGGAAGGCAUUGUUCUGGUCAUGUGAAGUUGAAGCUGACUGCUGUGGAAUAAGAAAAAUGUGCACUUCCAGGGUUGCUAACUCGUGGAUUCUGGCCACUUCCUGGAUCACAAGGUACCAUAAGCUUGCAGGAGAGGAAGGAGCGGGCCAUGAGAAGGGGAUUUCUGACUACAAGCUGAUCUGCGUGAAGAAAGGCGGCCUGCAUUGGCAUCACAUUUUGCCCACCCUGCAGCAUCUGAGUGGUUAG
Malaclemys terrapin pileata is the source of this 834-nucleotide messenger RNA. Its product is annotated as cathepsin G-like. Gene Ontology annotation, biological process: proteolysis. The transcript has 5 exons. Gene Ontology annotation, molecular function: serine-type endopeptidase activity. Gene Ontology annotation, cellular component: cytoplasm; intracellular membrane-bounded organelle. NCBI's taxonomy places the organism in Eukaryota, Metazoa, Chordata, Testudines, Emydidae. The record is from RefSeq and is a predicted model, not a curated record. Bases 1 to 834 code for a protein of 277 amino acids.